UCCCAGUGUAUAUUUCCAAUUCAUUCUUACUCAAAUGAUAUAUUAACGUCAAAUCCAAUACCACCAAGUCUCUCUCUCUCUCUCUCUCUCUCUCUCUCUCUAUAAUGCUCAACAGUCGCUCUCAAUGGACAAAAAGGAGCUCAAAAUAGAGCUAUAAGCUUCUUUCUUCUUGUUCUCCUUCUCUUAUUUUAAGGUAAACUAUUUUAUUUUCCUAAAUGUUGUCAUCUACUGCUGAUCGAGAGAGUACUCGCAAUCGUCUAAACAGACUGUCUUCAUCUUCUUCGUCUUCUACUUCUUCUUCAUCUUCUCCAUCUCCAUUUUGUCAUAAUACCCAGAAAGCAAAAACCAUGGAAGAAGUAUGGAAAGAUAUUAAUCUUGCUUCUCUUCAUGAUAAUCAUUCUUCUGAUCCUAACCCUAAUUUUAUUCUUCAAGAUUUCUUUGCUAGACCUUUUAACAAAGAUCCACCGAAAAGACUAGUUUCUACUACUACUAAAAAUGCUGCAGUAACAGCCGCAGCUCCUGCUACUGUUUUGAGUUUAAACUCUAUUCCAGUAGGUUUUGAUUUCCUUGAAAAUUCUGAUCCACUUAUUAUUAGACCUGUUAGUUCGCGCCUGCCACAUCAUCAUCGUCUUCAGUUUUCAACUAUUGUUUCUUCUUUUAAUAACAAUAACAAUAAUAAUAGUGAUCUUUUUGGGUGUUUCGAUUCCUCUUCUGGUUUGCCUUGUUUUGGGAAAAAAAGGGUUCAAGAAUCUGAUAGCAGUUCUUGUGAUCGUCGCCAUAAACGAAUGAUUAAGAACAGAGAGUCUGCUGCUCGUUCUAGAGCAAGAAAACAGGCUUAUACUCAGCAGUUAGAGAAUACAGUUAAAGAAUUAGAGCAAGAAAAUGCAAGACUUAGAAGUCAACUGGAGGAGUUAUAUUUAGCUGCAGCUGCUCAACUUCCCAAAAAGCACAUGCUUCAUCGAACGUCAACGGCUCCAUUUUAAGUAGUGUACAUGACUGUUUACCUUUCAAUUUACCCAAAUCCUUCUCUUUCUUUCUUUUACCAUAAGAACAGGUCUUCCAUUUAGAGGUUGAAAGAGAGUAAAAAAAACAAAAAGAAAGGAUUGUAUUUAUUGGGUCAUGUUCUUAUAUUUUUUGGGUCAUGUUAUUGUAAUUGUUUCUUGCGAGGACGUGUGUAUUGUAGGUACUAACAAGGAACAUUUUGGUUGGCUUUGGUUUUUUUUUUUUUUUUUUUU
Molecule: messenger RNA, 1235 nt
Organism: Jatropha curcas
Lineage: Eukaryota; Viridiplantae; Streptophyta; Magnoliopsida; Malpighiales; Euphorbiaceae
Source: RefSeq, a predicted model, not a curated record